CUACGUCCCAAAAAGGGGGGGGAUUAAAGAGAGAGAGACCACACGCAGAUUGUCCGUGGCUAGAAAAGUCACAUUGAACUACAGGUAUAAAUUCGCCGCAGAAGCACGUGCCCCCGAGUUGGCUGGACUCACCGUACUGGCAAUUUGCUCUUAGGAAGCAUGUGAAAAUUAAACCAUGAAUUCAAGUGGCCAAGCUUGGAGGAGAUUCUGGAGAUUGAUCAUUAUCUGUGCUAGCGAGAGGUGGUAGGGCCUUGUCAAGCAGGGACUGUGGCAAUAUAACUCACGUGCUGGGAUGACGAAGGAGCUCCUGGGCAGGGGCUGCCAAUGCUCAGGUGGUUGUGCAGAAAUGCAGGUUGCUGGAGUGACGAAGCGGAGCCGGGGCAGUCACAGUGGCUCGCAGUAAUGCUCAGAUGGAGGUGUAGAAUUGCAGGCUGUGGAAGGCGUAAGUUGGAAGGGGUCAGCGAGGAAAUGGUUGAACAGCGUGGGCGGUACUACAAAUGCAACACUGGAGGCCAAGUACUAGUAGGUUUACGGUCGACGCGCACCCCUUAGGCCGACUUGCCGCUCCCAUAUGCAUCACCGUUGAAUCCAACCCACACCAGAUCCUUUAAUGCACUGGUCUGGCCUAAUGGUCUAUAUUGAGCAAUGACAUCUCUCAGGUGCUUCCUCCUGCCUGUUGUCAUUCUUAUCUUGGGGCUCUUCGCAAGUGCUGUCCAGGCAAGGGCACGGGGUCGCGCGUUUCCCAGGCCAGGGGACUUGGCCAGUGGGUUGCUUGUGCAGGGACGGACAAUAUCAACAAAAGAGGGGCGGUGGGCGGGGGCAGCUUAUGCGCGUGCUUUGAAAGAAGCAGACUUUGAUCCACACUUGGAUGACGAGCUGUUUGGAGAUUCAAAGGAGGUCUUCAAGGAGUUGGAGCCCUUGCCUGUAGAAAAUCGAGUCAUAGGGCCACUUCCGCUGGAUCUAGAGAUCGCUGGGGGUGACAACGAUGAGGACUACGGUGAUUCGGAAGGGGGGGGCACGCUGGCGCACAUGCUUGACAAAGUGCUGGAGAAGGAGUUCCCGGACGAGGAGCUGCACAAAGACGUCAACAGGACGAGCAUCAGCAACUUCAAUAGCAGUGUGGAGGCGCAGAACGCUGUGCUGGAGACGGUGGCGCGUGUUUCGACGCACAAAAUUGAUUCCAAUGAGAGCCAGGCACACUCCUUUGAGCUGGGGGAUCUCAUCAAGACGGACAAAACUGGGGAUGCUGAAGACGUGGAGCGGCUCAUUGAUGCGGAGGACAACGUGUUUGUCAUCUCCAAUCCUGCCAAUGGCAACAUGAUGCUCCAGCAGGACCUCAAAUUCAUCGCGGACCUUGUGAUCGUGAUCGUUUCUGCGGCGGUUGGUGGGGUCCUCUUUGCGCUGCUGGGGCAGCCAGUGAUUACGGGCUACAUUGCUGCAGGGUCGCUCAUUGGUCCCGGCUGCCUUGGCCUCAUCAACGAGUUGGUCCAGGUGGAGACGCUCGCGCAGCUAGGGGUGGUAUUCCUCCUCUUUGCGCUGGGCCUAGAGUUCUCCGCCGCUAAGCUGCGUGUGGUGCAAAAUGUGGCCGUGUUCGGAGGGCUCCUCCAGAUCGGCCUUUUCAUGGCCGUCUGUGGGGCACUAGCGCAAUUAGCGGGGGGCAACGUGUCCGAGGGCAUCUUCGUUGGCGCCUUCAUGUCGAUGUCUUCUACGGCUGUGGUGUUGAAGUGUUUGGGCGAAAAGGGCUCCAUGAGCUCUCUGCCCGGUCAGAUUACGGUGGGCACGCUCAUUUUGCAGGACUGCUGCGUGGGCAUGCUUUUUGCGUUGCUGCCCAUCCUGGGGGGCGGCAAUUUCGCCCAGGGGGUCAUCUCUAUGUCUCGCGAGGUGAUGCUACUGGGCAUGUUCCUGGCGCUGGCCACUCUAGCGGCGCGCCUCCUACUGCCACGAGUCUUGGAGCUCGUCGCCAGGCUCUCUGCCCAGUCCAACGAGUUGUUCCAGCUGUUCGCAAUCGCCUUCUGCCUAGCCGUGGCCUGGGUCACGGACCAGUGCGGCCUGAGUGUGGAGCUGGGGGCCUUUGCGGCCGGUGUCAUGAUCUCAUCCACGCAGUACCAAGAGCACACCUUGCAUCAGGUGGAGCCGGUGCGCAACGUGUUUGCAGCGCUGUUCCUCAGCAGCAUUGGGAUGCUGAUGAACCCCACUUUCCUGUGGCAGCACAAGGACAUUCUCUGCCUCUCUGUCGUCCUUGUGUUCGUCGUCAAGACCACUCUCGUCACCACUGUUGUGCGCGGCUUUGGCUACUCGUUGCGCACCGCACUGAUGGUCGGCAUCUCGCUGGCCCAGAUCGGCGAAUUUGCGUUUGUCUUGCUCAGUCGAGCGUCCAACGUGAAUCUGAUUGAGCGGCGGGUUUACUUAUUGCUACUGGGAACUACUGCCCUGAGUCUGGUAACCACUCCAAUCAUGUUCCGGUUGAUGCCUAGUAUUAUCAACUGCGGGGUGUCGUUGAACUGGCUUCGGCCAGAGCAAGACACGGGAAGGUCGCGAGAGGUCGUUAAGCUAGAAGCCAAUGGUUCUGAGCAAGCUGACUGGGAGACAGAGCUUACGCUUUUACAAAGGGAGUCGCAAUAGCACCCUGGAACAUGCGUUCACUAUACAGUCCUUUUGUCCCAUGUCCUUGAUGUAUUUGCUGCUAAAUGAGUGGCGCACACUCAUUAGACAGACACGGACUGAAAAAAAAGUUGCUUAUAUGCUUAUAUUACAGUGAUGUAGCUUGUAAAGUGUGUAACUACUUGAAGGAUAGUUGUCAUCCUGACCCUGUACUUGCUAGAGUUGGCAUGGUCUUGCCC
Messenger RNA from Klebsormidium nitens, 2840 nucleotides. Lineage: Eukaryota; Viridiplantae; Streptophyta; Klebsormidiophyceae; Klebsormidiales; Klebsormidiaceae. The record is from the annotation of a GenBank genome assembly.